CCCAUAGUAUUAUUGAAUCCGUUAACCAAACUUGCCGGAAAUUUGUCAUGCUCAAUGCAAGCAAGGCAGGAAACUAUGUAGGUGUGCCGUAUUUGAGUUUCCGUGACAUUUGAUUUGAUAAUAGGCGGAUUACUAUUCGAUUGUUCUUUUUUGUCACAAUAUAAGCUUCAAAAUGAGUAGAGGGGCCGGAAAGGAAAACAAACCACAGGAAAAUACCCCCAGAAGAGUUACGAGGGAAAAGGCCACACAUAAAAUAAGGAGCCAUAAGUUCCAAAGUGUCACCCCCGGUACUCAGCCUAAACAUCACAAAUUAUGGACGAGUUUUGUUGUAGUAAUUGCUGUUGUUGUCGCCAUGUAUUUUCUAAAGCCAGAGAAGACUGUUAAUUUAGCUCUUCACAACGAAGUGGUUCCUUUCCGUUUUUAUAAAAGACAUUGCUCCCAACAGCUUCUGAAAGAAAUGCACGACUACCCAAACUGCAUUCCAAAACAAUGUGGGAGAUUUGUUAGUGAUAGUUUAGUAUCUUCUGAAGAAGUGGACAUUUUACUUAAAACGGCAAAGUCUGCGAUUGGAUUAGCUGGUUCUUCCGGAGGCGCAUCAAUUGUCGAUCUUCACUCGGGAGCAUUGUCGCACAAGGAUAAAUUUAUCAAUGCUUACAGUAUUUUAGAAUUUAGGAAAUUAUUGACCAAAGAAUUCUUGGGUGCUUAUAAGGCAAUAAUGUCGAAAUUGAAGGAAAGUAUUGCCAAGAAUUUUCUUAUUGACGAAUCAGUUUUGCACCUAACACGGCCGACAUUUUUCUCAAAAAUCAGUAAUAUAACAGCGAAAACCGUACAUGACGAGUAUUGGCAUUCGCACGUCGAUAAGGAACAAUAUGAAUCAUUUCACUACACUUCAUUAGUGUAUCUUAAUACAUAUAAAAAGGACUUUGAAGGUGGUCGAUUUAUUUUUAUUGAUGGCAUGGAGGGCAAUGAAACGAAAUUCUCCGUAGAGCCGAAAGCUGGUCGGGUGAAUGCAUUCACUUCAGGGCAUGAAAAUGUACAUCACAUUGAACGUGUUGUUCAUGGAACGAGGUAUGCGCUCACAGUUUCAUUCACAUGCAAUUCUACACUAGCGGUGGAUACGAAUUUUGCAACGAGGUAUAACGAUUAGUUACUCGAAUUUCCAAAAAUAGUAUUUAAAAUACAAAUUCAACACCUAUGAUGAAUAGCAGGUGAUGGAAUAAUGCCUAGAUCUAGAGAACAUAAUACAAAAGUAUCUAAUUGGAGAUAGUUUUAUAUUGUUAUAAAAAAUAAUCUUCUCAGUGCAAACUUCCAAAUACGUUGAACUGUCUUUUAAUUUUUCAUAUCUUAAUUUUAUAUUGACUUUUGUUGUAUAAAUUUAACUCCGAACCGGUAAGUACUUAUUUUUGAGAUAAUGAUAUUAGUUUCUUACAGUGAUUAUGUUUGCUUUCAAAUCUGUUGGUUGUAUAAUAAUUCUCAUACCAAUAACAAGAUGUUGAGUGUAGCUCGCCUGUAGUUUGUUUAUUAUUUAUUAUUAAAGGAUUUUGCUCCAAAAUAUUCAAUGAAUAACCAACAAGACAUUUUUAUAUUUUCUCAUAAAAUAAUAUUUCGUCUCAGACCGUUUCGCAGGCUGCACGAGAACAUUAUGAGCAAAUAAAAAAGUAUUUUUCAACAUUAAAUUUUAUUCUAUAUUUGGCUUGCAUUAUUUCUAGGGUCAUUUAUCGCUAUAAAACUGUACAUAUCAAUAAAUAAAUUAACAAAAGAAACCAUAUGAUGUUUACAUUUCAUCGGAGAAAAUCGUUUACGUCAGCAAUCCAUUAUCAAUUGGACAUUGCUCCUGCCUGGUUAUAUUUUUUUUUUUU
Messenger RNA from Hermetia illucens (black soldier fly), 1859 nucleotides. Its product is annotated as 2-oxoglutarate and iron-dependent oxygenase domain-containing protein 3-like. The transcript is spliced from 5 exons. Bases 173 to 1147 code for a protein of 324 amino acids. The record is from RefSeq and is a predicted model, not a curated record. Gene Ontology annotation, molecular function: iron ion binding; oxidoreductase activity, acting on paired donors, with incorporation or reduction of molecular oxygen; L-ascorbic acid binding. Gene Ontology annotation, cellular component: membrane. Lineage: Eukaryota; Metazoa; Arthropoda; Insecta; Diptera; Stratiomyidae.